AUGACCGACUUCAACGAGGACCUCGGGAGAUGGUUCGAAGAGUUACAGAAUAUCUCCCCCGAGCACCAUCUGCUAUGCCCCAAGAUCAGUAACGACGACGACGAAAACUACAAAUUACUCAACGAUCCAGACUCGAAAAUCUCGCUCGCCGAAAAGAAAACUCGCAUCAAGGACGGCGAGAGGCGGAUCGAGAUAACCUAUUGGAACAGCCUCAUCUUCGGCUUCGACAGAAAAGAUGCUGGCAAAUGGCUCGACGAAUUCACGAAGCGACUCGAGGAUUGCCUCAAGCUGUGCUCCGAGUGUGUUAUCAACUGGCACAUGCAGCGCAAAGCACAUCUUCAGAAGUUCUCCGAACGAUGGAACGAAGACUCUGUGCUCCACAUAGAGGAGCUGCUAGACAAACUCGACGUUGCUCGAAUCGACUACAACCUGACUUGGGCGAAGCAGUACAUCGAGGAUAUCGAGGCGAGCGGUGCUACCUUCAAAAAGGCUCAGUUUGGCGAGAACCUCCCCAUCGUUCUCAUUGCCGUCUAUGAGGCUCUUUGCUGCGUCGAGUACAUCGCCGCUCCCGAGCAACGCCAUAUCUUCCAAUAUGUCUUCAUGCGGCUGCAGGGCAAGAGCUAUCUCAAGUUGGGAAAUAAGGACCCUCUCCCGGGCAUGACAUUCUUCCUCUUCGACCCAAGGGUCGAGGACCGCUUCAAAUGGGCCCAAGAAAGUUGGAACGGCGGCCUUAUCAAGGGCAUCGACGAGGACAUUGAGCGAUUCUGGGAAGGCUUUGAGGAAGUUCUGCGAACCUUGACCGACGGGCUUAUCCUCAACCGCCUGCGUAGCCUGGAAGUCCGGCCAGGGAGCGCCAACAUUUACGACUUGCUGUUUCGUCACAUUCAGUUUUGCCGCUCCGAGGGAGUGUUGGUGGCAUUCUGGGAUGUGAUCGGCGAUGCUAGGCCCAAUGUCAUCGCCGACUUGCUCUUUGGCAGCCCCGUCUACAAGGUUCUGCUCAGGCAGUCGCUGGAGGAUUGCUGGAGUGGCUUCGACUCGAGUUCGCAGGAGGUCGUGCCGUUCCCAACGUCUUGGAUCCAUCCGUGGCUUCAGUCGUUGGGCCGUGAUCGCAGAUACGACGCUUGCGAGGUGCUGAUGCAUACCCUCUUUGAGUCUCUUGCCAAGAAUGCGACGAUUGGUGAACCCGGGCAAGCCGCCUGCAUUCGCGCUGGGUUCGAUGCUUUGAGCUUCACUCUGAAAUCCUUCCUGGACCCGAACACGCAGAUCGCUUCUGGUACGACACACCUCUACGCCAGCGCAGCCUUUAACCUCGUCGUCAAGUACAGGGAUGUCAUACUGCAAAACCUCAGGACCCCAAGUGGAAGUAAUGAGGGUUGGACAACCUUCAAGAUUGCAAAUGCGGCCAGAGCUCUUCUCUUCACCGCCAUGAGAUUGGACACGAAACUCUUCUCCGAGGAGUUUUCCGCCAUUCAUAACAGCAAGCAGCUUCAGUCAACCAUUACGAGAAACUCCAAGGCGUACUGGGAGUGCGUUGUCGACAUGUUCGAUGCAUCAUCUGACCAAAUCAGGCCCCGAAAGAGCAACAAGGCCAACAGUCUGGAUGAGUCGAGCCAGACGUUCAACAAGGCAUUUCACGACGUAACAGACGUGCUUGUCAGGAUUCUCAGUCGCGUUUCUGAGCUGGACACCGCUGAAUUGAACAUGCUUUUUGCCGAUCGGCUGCCCUUCCAAGCCAUCGUCGGACUUACAGUCCACGGCGAGUCAGAUCUAGCAGAAGCCUCGGCAGAGGUACUCAAAAGCUGGACCAGCGAGCUCUCGCGCGAUUCGGCACUGGAGCACAUGGCUCGCUUUCACCCUGAACAGACACUCUCCUCCAUCAUCUGGACUUUGGAACGCAUCAUGCGACCACCGUUCCCGUGGGGCCCCAUCAGGCCGCUACUCAACACGAGCCGGUCCGUCCUCCAGGGCCUUGUCGACACCACCGCUGGUGUCCUACGAACCAGGACUAUAGACUCAAAGCUGGCCGCGACCAUUCUACGCUGGUGGAUUGAGCAGUGGCGGUUUGUCUCCAAGUCCUGUCUGAAUAUUGAGAACUGGUCGCAGUAUAUUCAGAAUGCCGUCAUGACCAAUUUUUGCCGAGAAAUCAUGGAGCUUGCGGAGGCACUCAUCGCCGAAGACGGGCUUCUCACGACAACAAUUGCUCCCGGAAGAUCGGAAAAGGAUGCAAUGGCGAUGAUCCUCGGUCCCGCAAAGGAGAACUUCCGCGGCAUGGAGAAUAUGAUUCGCCUCAAGGACCGGUGGCUCGUAGACGUUACAGUUCGAGUGCUCUGCAAGAUCUUGACGCGGCUUAGAGAGAACAGCCUCGAGAUCAACGCUGGGUCACGUAAGCUAAUCACUGAUGCUUGUGUGCCGACGGGCACGCAGGGCAAAUAUCUGAGAUCAACGAACCUGAAUGACCAUCAACGUGCCGAGCUGCUUCAGGCUCUGGGCCAUGACGAGGAGGUUCAGAUUAUUCAGUUGGAUGUGCUGCCACGAGGCACAGAUCGCUUUUCGGAGGCCGGCAAGGACAGGAUCAAAAAGCAGAGCAAACUGGAUGCCUGGUCCAAGUCGGCACCAGGGACGACGACCACUACCGUCCAGCCACGCAGGUCGAACCGAGACGACGUUCUCGAACUGAGCAAGUCUGCCGACAGCCCCCUCCUGAAGCAAAUCGGGGAGCGCCAAGCCCGGGCCAGAGCUGUGGCCAAGGUGCCUGACGCAAAAUCCAUAUCAGCCUUGAAGGAGAGUAGACAGAGAGAAAAGGCGGAAAAGGCCAAACGAGAUGCCGAGACUAUCGCGAGAGCCCGGCAGCUUCGGGGAGAGACGGUACCAGGCGAGGGCUCUGGCAUUCACGGCCUCAGCCUCACAGGCAAAGACCACUCUCAUGGGCGAAGCGAGAUCAUGGUCAACAGUUCUGACGAGGAAUCUGAAGGUGAAAGCGAGGAUUCGGACGCCGAUGCUCAGCUCGCUGCCCUUAGUACCGGUGGCCAGAAGACACUGGACGAGCACGAAAGACAGCGACAGCAGGCUUUGCGCGACAGGAUUCGCCGGCCCGUCAAGAAGACGCGGCAGCAGCGGUCUGUUAAAGAGAUGAGGGCCCGCCUGAUUCCUCCCAUGGAUAGGCUCCACAACACGAUCCUCGCAUGGGACAUUUUCCACAAAGGAAGCGAUCCGCCCAGCGGCCCGGCUGCCAGCGAGGUUGCGACCAAGUAUCCAGACCCGAGGUCCUACCAGGAGACCUUUUUCCCCCUCCUUGCCUCGGAGGCUUGGCCCAGCCGCGCAAGCGUAGACAGCUACCUAGAGGCCACGUUCACCAUGCCGACCAUUCAAAACCGGGAACGGGGGGUCUCGGAGGGUGAUAUUCUUCUGGUGUCCGAGGCCGAGAAUCCUCUGGCCAACCCAUCGGCCAGGCAUUGUCUUGCUCGGGUCCAUCGUAUCACGUACAAGAAGGACGUGAUUGAGAUCACAUAUCGCGUAGCCUCGCGUAGCAACUCGCUGUCGACUGUGCUCACGCCUGGCGUCAGCGUCCAUGGGAUCAAAAUCACCAACAUGACGACGAUUGAACGAGAAUAUGCUGCGUUGGAGAGCCUGCAGUACUACGAUCUCAUGGACGAGAUCCUGAAGGCCGAGCCGUCGCCCAUUCUUCGAUAUGGAGACGAGAAAAUUGCCAAGGCCAUGCAGAAUUGGGCCCUCAACCGGGGCCAGGCCCUGGCCGUCCUGGGUGCCCACGACAACGAUGGCUUCACUUUGAUCCAAGGGCCUCCUGGAACUGGCAAGACGAAGACGAUUGUGGCUAUGGUUGGCUCGCUGCUCUCGGAACAGCUGGCUCAAGCCUCGGCCGGGGUGCCGGCCAGGCCCAAGAAACUUCUCGUCUGCGCACCCAGCAAUGCCGCAGUCGACGAGCUUGUGCUGCGAUUGAAAGCCGGCGUCCAAACGACCAGUGGAAAGACGAGGAGCAUCAAGGUCCUGCGUCUAGGGAGGACCGACGUGAUCAACGUCGCUGUCAAGGAUGUUACGCUUGAUGAACAGCUCCACGAAGACGCUGCUAAGAUCAAGGAAGAACUGGCGCUGCUCCGACCCCGGCUAGAGGAGGCGCGAGGCCAUGAAGACCGAGCCGAAUACAAUAAUCUGUCCAGGCAUUUCGAGGACCUGAAACGUCGGCAGAUGCAUAUCGGGAAGCAGAUUGACGCCAACAAGGACAGCGGCAACUCGAUUGCGCGAGAGAUGGAGAUGCGUCGACGACAAGUGCAACAGGAGAUCCUCAACUCUGCGCAUGUGCUCUGCGCGACUUUGAGUGGCAGCGGACACGAAAUGUUCCGCAACCUGGACGUAGAGUUUGAGACGGUCAUCAUCGACGAGGCCGCGCAAUGCGUGGAGCUCAGCGCGCUGAUCCCCCUCAAGUACGGAUGCUGCAAGUGCAUCCUGGUUGGUGAUCCGAAGCAGCUCCCGCCGACGGUGCUCUCUCAGUCCGCGGCGCGCUUCGGCUACGACCAGAGCUUGUUCGUGCGUAUGCAGCAAAACCACCCCAAGAGCGUCCAUCUCCUCAACACACAGUACCGCAUGCACCCGGAGAUUAGCAUGUUCCCGAGCAAAGAAUUUUACGAAGGACAGCUCCAGGACGGUCAGGGCAUGGUGCAGCUGCGCCGGCAGCCGUGGCACAGCAGUGCCCUGCUCGGACCAUACCGCUUCUUUGACGUGGAGGGUGUCCAGGAGAGAGGUCACAGGGGCCAGUCGCUCGUCAACACCAGGGAGCUCGAGGUUGCCAUGCAGAUGUACGAUACAUUCAGCAAGAAGUACCGAGACUGCGACCUGGCUGGCAAGAUAGGCAUCAUCACGCCCUACAAGGCCCAACUCUUUGAGCUGCGGCGGCGAUUCAAAUCACGGUACGGCGAGGACAUUGCCGACAUUAUCGAGUUCAACACGACAGAUGCCUUCCAGGGCCGAGAGUGCGAGAUCAUCAUCUUCUCGUGCGUCCGGGCCAGCUCGACGGGCGGCAUAGGCUUCAUGACGGAUAUCCGGCGAAUGAACGUCGGACUGACCCGAGCCAAGUCUUCGCUCUGGAUCCUGGGAGAUUCGCGAGCCCUGGUCCAGGGUGAAUUUUGGCGCAAGCUGAUUGAGGACGCGCGAGCGCGAGAUCGCUAUACCAAGGGUGACAUUAUUUCCAUGUUCCGCCGACCGCUCGAGCAGGCCAAGCCGGAAAGGCUCGCGCCGGCCAAGAAAGCCGACAUCAGCCCGAGGCAGCCCAGCUUUGACGCUACAAUGUCCAAGAGCGGGGCGAUGGCCGGUGCCGGACCGCCCGUCAUCCACACUUGGACGAAUUCGUCAGAGUCGAAGAAACGAGGGUUGGAGAACCCGGCUUCUGGACAGCCCGGGUCCAAGAGGUUUGGCCAGAGACCCCGACAGCCUGCCGCGGCGCCCAAGGAUCCAUCGGCCAUGUCGGUGCUUGGGAUGACGCCUCCGGAGCGGCCUCCAGCUCCUGCUCCGACGCCUCGGCCGUCUGCCGGAUCGACGUCGUUAUCCUCUCUGUCACCAAGUGGCACAGCGUCUGGCAACAAGGCUCCGCGAAAGAAGCCUAAGCCGAGUCUUUUCAUGCCGAAGAAGCGCUGA
Hirsutella rhossiliensis is the source of this 5646-nucleotide messenger RNA. RefSeq names its product AAA domain-containing protein. The coding region runs from base 1 to 5646 and encodes 1881 amino acids. Gene Ontology annotation, molecular function: helicase activity; transcription termination site sequence-specific DNA binding; ATP binding. Gene Ontology annotation, cellular component: nuclear body. The record is from RefSeq and is a predicted model, not a curated record. NCBI's taxonomy places the organism in Eukaryota, Fungi, Ascomycota, Sordariomycetes, Hypocreales, Ophiocordycipitaceae. Gene Ontology annotation, biological process: termination of RNA polymerase II transcription. The transcript has 14 exons.